Molecule: messenger RNA, 2301 nt
Organism: Labeo rohita (rohu)
Lineage: Eukaryota; Metazoa; Chordata; Actinopteri; Cypriniformes; Cyprinidae
Product: ankyrin repeat domain-containing protein SOWAHB
Exons: 5
Coding region: 824-1279 (151 amino acids)
Molecular function (GO): protein binding
Source: RefSeq, a predicted model, not a curated record
GUUGACUAAACUAUAUUUUAAGGCAGCCAGGUAACAAAUUAUUUUAAGUUGAAUCAACAAAUUGUUUUUACAGAGUAUUAUAAGUAAUCUUUUUAUAUGCAUUGUAAAGUGUGGGCCUACUUCUUUUUCAAAAGGAUAUGAAAAACGUGAUUUUGAUAUUUAGUGCUCCAAUACAUUAUGCUAACAUGUUAGGUUUUGCUUUUCUGUAGACUGUUUAGUGGAUAUUGUUUUAUUGCACAUUGUUUACUAAGUGACUAUAGACCUGGGCAGAUUGUUGCUCUUCAGGACGGGGCACAGACUGGCCAGAGACCAACAGAGAAGAGGACAUUUCUCAACGGAUUGUAUGUGUGUGAAUAAAGCGGGGGCCUGUCCGCCCAGCGAGGGCUCAGUAAGAGACGGCUUAUGGGGUCAAGGUGGGCUGCCAGCUCUUGCGUGACAAGAUACAUAGGGCUUUUUGAUUCGCUCUUUGGCAGAUUACAGGUUGCUAUAGUUUCUCUAAUGCUCAAAUCAAGCAUUCAGCUAAUCGGCUCAGAAUAGGUUAAAGGCUGCUGCUGAUUUGGAAGAGAUAAAACUCGGCGACAGAAAAUUGGGGAGGAGAGUUUGACAAAAGCACGGCUGCUCGGGCUUUGAUGUCCCCGCUCCGCGUGAAUGUGGACGGGGACUGGAGAAACACUCUGAGCUUUUGGCCAAACACGUCGAUGUGACGAAACACAAUGGCGACUAUGGAGAGCAACAAGGCCCAAAAGAGUUGUGUUAUCCUAUUACUGAUGUUGUUUUCUUGCUUUCUUUCUCUGGCUCGCUCCGGGAAUCUCUGACACACACUAUGAAUAAAAAAAAAACAACACUUGGAACUCCUCACUCGGACCUGAAGUUUACGGCGCUCCACUGGGCGGCCAAGCAGGGCCGCGUGGAGAUGGCGGACAUGAUGGCGCGCUCCGGAGCGGACGUCAACCAGAGAGCGGGUUACACACCGCUCCACCUGGCUGCUCUACAUGGACAUGAGAACAUCAUUCAGCUCCUCAUCAAUAACUACAAUGCCAAAGUCAAUAUAAGGGACUAUCAUGGGAAGAUGGCAGCUCAUUACUGGAAUGGCAGCAAGGAUAUUUUUACUGAACACAGAUCAUAUUCUGCGGGCAGCUGGCCGAGGGGGAGGCGGGCCCAGUGUUACGCGCAGCUGUCUGCCCUCCUGUCUCGCUCUCAGAGUAACAGAACCAUCAGCACAGAGACGUCUGGCAGUCCAUUAGAGCUCCAUCCCGUAAACCUAUCACCAUCAUUCUGAUGCACACACUCAACAUUAAACACUGAAAAUGUCACUAAAAAAUGUAAAUCACUGUAAGCACCUGGUCUUGUCUACCUCUUCUAGAAGUACAUACUUUGCUGACGAUGGGACAAUACUGCAGCCACAUUAGCAACAUUUUUGGCAGAACUGGAGUAAACUAGUCAAUAGUGUAGCGAUGUAUGAAGCAGAGUUUCGUCAGAAGUCCUUUUAAACCAAGUAGCUUUAUUUGGCUCAGCACGGUGAAUUUGCAUGACCAACCGACCCAAAACAUGUGCAAACAUCAUUGCUGUUAAUCUUGCACUGACCUGUCAGAAAUACCAAAACAGUCUCUCCUGCUUUCUCUUUAUAUACACCCCAAUUAACACAACACCUAGAGGAACACAACACGGCGUAAUGCUUCUGUCCGUCUGUUGUAUCUCAGGCCUUUGUCUUUGUUUGGACACUAGCUGCAGUAUGUCUCACUAUCAGACCAACUCUCGCAGCCGAUGUCCACCAUGUGAGAAAGCUAUGUGCAUACAGCUGACAGUCAGAAUGGACAAAUGUAUGCGAGACUUACAUCUGUGAAAACACUUUCUGUAAUGAGAAAAAAAAAAAAACAAUUAAAGAAAUGAUAGUGACUGUAGGUCAUUAUUUUAUAAAAAAGGAAUCAAACAAUGUGAACUUCAAUAUGUAGAUUGCUAAAGAUUCAUCAAAGUCUAGCAAUCUUUAGUGACCGUAGUUUGGAUUUCCUGCAGCGGUGUGACAUUCCCAGAGCCGUUCGGAAAACUCAACGGCAUGUCCUUGUGUGAACGUGCAUUAUGUCUGACUGACACUGAGAAUAUGGUUUGAAAUGUGAAAAUUCAAUGCAAGAAGAUUGGACAUCUCUGUUGUAUUGUUGUUAUUUCGUCCAAUGAAUAAGAAAAUUAAUAUCGCAAAAUAACAUUGUGACAGCACAUCUGUUGCUGGUUAGUGUUACGAUCUGGUGUCAGAAUGUGUCCGGAGGUGUUCAGGUGUAACUUAAAAAAAAAAAAAAAGCAGACACU